GGAGCGACACCAGACAACUUUUCUUUCCUAGAACCGUCUCGUAGACCACUCUAGACGACGACACAGAUGGCCUCUGCACUCACACCGAAAUGGGACGCUAGAAAUAUUGGCCCUGUCCCCCAUGACUUGAGCUACUACAGCAAGUGCAUGUUGGGCGGUGCCCUCGCAUGCGGUGCUACCCACGCCGGUAUCACUCCGCUCGAUGUCGCAAAGUGUAACAUGCAGGUCAACCCGGCCAAGUACAAGGGUCUCAUGCCCUCUUUGAGCCUUCUGCUAAAAGAGGAGGGUCAGACCGGUAUCUGGAAGGGCUUCGGGCCCACAUUUGUCGGCUACUCUCUGCAGGGCAUGUUCAAGUAUGGUCUCUACGAAGUCUUCAAGGACACCUACAUGAACCUCGCUGGCGAGGAGAUGUCCAACAAGUACAAGCCUGCCAUCUGGCUUGCUGGUUCGGCCUCUGCUGAAGUCUUCGCCGACAUUGCCCUGUGCCCGCUCGAGAUGACCAAGGUCAAGAUUCAGACCAGUGCCACGGGAACCUUCCCCACUGGCUUCGGUGCUGCUCUCUCAAAGAUGAGCGCCACCAAGGUUGAGACCCGGUUCCCCUUCGGUUCGCUUGUGCCCCUCUGGUCUCGUCAGAUCCCGUAUACCAUGGCCAAAUUCUUCUUCUUCGAGAAGAUUGUUUCGCUGUUCUACACCCACGUCUUCCCCGAGCCCAAAGAAACGUACAGCAAGCCCACUCAACUCGGUGUCACCUUCGCCUCUGGUUACCUCGCCGGUGUCGUCUGCGCUGUCGUCUCUCACCCAGCCGACUCGCUCGUGUCUCUGCUCGGAAAGGCUGAGAACAAGGGCAAGUCUGCUGGUGCUAUCGCAUCAGAGGUCGGUCUCGUCUCGUUGGCCACUAAGGGUCUCGGCACGCGUGUGAUCAUGAUCGGUACUCUCACUGGUUUCCAGUGGUGGAUCUACGACUCGUUCAAGUCCGCCAUGGGGAUGGGUACGACCGGUGGAAAGUAAUCGGCAAAAGAAUAGAUAGCGCUAGUUUACAUACCAGCUGUCUCUCUCUCUUACUUUUAGAAUGGAUCAUUAAUGACUUUGAUGACGCAAGCGAUAGCUAUACAACAAGCCGGUCUACUACUGGGCCUUGGUCCCUUUAGACUUUUUCCCUUCGCGGGAUUCGCCUGCGAGCCAUCCGGCAGAGAACAAGAAAAAGGCGACACUGGUGCUGAUGGCCCCAGCGUAGUACGGCCAUGCAGCCGACAGGAAGCGCGGAUACCCGUCAUGUCGGGGAGGUGCAACAGAGACUGUCGUCGAGCUGUGCAGAUGAGUCCAGCUGCGGUGCGAUUAGCAUGGGGACCCAGGGGGCGGUGCAGCCGUGCGCGGAAAGUGACCGAGUACUCGCCCGGCGAACCAGCCACAGGCAGUAAGGCGGUGCGGAUAUGGGGGUCCAACAUCGUGAACUCGAGCUGCAUGUCGUCAAUCCCGGAAUAGGGCACCCAAGUAGACGUCUUGGGGUUGAAGCGGGAGAUAUGAGCCGAGUAGAC
This is a messenger RNA of Mycena citricolor, 1535 nucleotides long. NCBI's taxonomy places the organism in Eukaryota, Fungi, Basidiomycota, Agaricomycetes, Agaricales, Mycenaceae. The record is from the annotation of a GenBank genome assembly.